This is a messenger RNA of Lathyrus oleraceus (garden pea), 630 nucleotides long. Its product is annotated as protein AGENET DOMAIN (AGD)-CONTAINING P1-like. Bases 1 to 630 code for a protein of 209 amino acids. NCBI's taxonomy places the organism in Eukaryota, Viridiplantae, Streptophyta, Magnoliopsida, Fabales, Fabaceae. The transcript has 2 exons. The record is from RefSeq and is a predicted model, not a curated record.
AUGGCAUCCAAACCCACAACCUGUUCUUUUUCCGCCACAUCAACCAUCCUCAGACCGAGAACAUUAGUUGAAACCAGUAAAGAUGUAGACAGAUACUAUGGUUCAUGGUUCACCGGAAAGAUUGUCCAUUGUCUCCGUGGUGACAAGUUUGUUAUGGAGUAUGACAAAAUAAUGCAGGAUAAGGAGGGAACAAAGGACCCCCAAGAAACUGCUAAGCUUUCCCAGCUCCGUCCAAUUCCUCCUAAUGAGAUCAUCCAGGACUUCCAAGUUGGUGACAAAGUUGAUGUUUAUGACAACAACGAAUGGUGUAAAGGUCGCAUCUCCGAAUCAUUUUGGGGCGGUAUGUGGGCAGUGUAUUUCAAAGAUUGGUCGGAGCAGCAAGCAUACUCAGACAAAGAAUUGAGGCGGCACCAUAAGUGGGUCAAUGGAAGUUGGAUGACACCAUUUCCACAACAGGUGUGCAAUGACGAAGAUGGUUUCAAGGCUAGGCCUACUGAUGUUGUUGAUGAGUUUAAGAUUCUUGAUAAAAUGGGUGCAUACUACAAAGACGGUUGGUGGGUUGGGGUUGUUUCUAAAGUUCUCGGAGACUCCAAAUAUAUUAUUUAUUUCAUCAACUCUAAUGAAGAGUAG